AUGGUGCUGACCGAGGAGCUGCGCUGCCUCUGGACACUGGGCCUGUGCCUGGUGGCCGGCAGGUCCCCCGCCAGGGCCCCGGCCGCUGACCGCAGGUUCCGGGAGCGCUGCCUCGACGCCCACAACGCGCUGCGGGCCCAGGUGUUGCCGCCCGCCGCCGACCUGAGGCACUUGAGUUGGGACGAUGGUUUAGCGAAGACUGCUAAAGCGUGGGCAAACACGUGUAGAUUCGAACACAAUUCCUGUUUAUCAAAAUCAUAUGAAUGCCAUCCAACUUUUCAAUAUAUUGGAGAAAAUAUCUGGUUAGGUGGAUUAAGCAUAUUUUCACCAAAAUCUGCUGUUGAUGCUUGGUUUAAUGAAACUGAAUAUUAUGAUUAUGAUACCCUAUCAUGUACCAAAGUUUGUGGCCAUUAUACACAGGUAGUUUGGGCCAAUUCAUAUAAAGUUGGUUGUGCAGUGACAAUGUGUCCUAAACUUGGAGGAUAUGAAACUGUAAUAUUUGUAUGCAACUAUGGACCUGCAGGAAAUUAUCCGAAUAGGCCCCCUUACACUAGAGGAGUACCCUGCUCUUUGUGUACCGAAGAAGAAACUUGCACAAACAAUCUCUGCCUCUUUUGGUUCUCAGAACAGAUUUUUUUAAAGGAAAUAAAAAACUUGAAAAAUAUGAAAAAUAUCCAGAUUGGAAUCCACAGGGGACGGCGCCUCAGCACAUAUCAUGUAAUCCACUGUGCCUAGUUUUGGUUCUUCUGAGACUAUUUUAAUUACCAUUUACAUACAGAAAAGUUCUAAGGCAUGACAAUAAACAAAUAGUUUAUUGCUAAACGUUAA
This is a messenger RNA of Canis lupus familiaris (dog), 828 nucleotides long. It is a transcript of the gene GLIPR1L1, whose product is annotated as GLIPR1 like 1. Gene Ontology annotation, cellular component: extracellular region. The record is from RefSeq and is a predicted model, not a curated record. Lineage: Eukaryota; Metazoa; Chordata; Mammalia; Carnivora; Canidae. Bases 1 to 735 code for a protein of 244 amino acids. The transcript is spliced from 7 exons.